Ceratitis capitata (Mediterranean fruit fly) is the source of this 6334-nucleotide messenger RNA. It is a transcript of the gene WASp, whose product is annotated as neural Wiskott-Aldrich syndrome protein. The transcript is spliced from 7 exons. Gene Ontology annotation, biological process: actin filament organization. The record is from RefSeq and is a predicted model, not a curated record. Gene Ontology annotation, molecular function: actin binding. Lineage: Eukaryota; Metazoa; Arthropoda; Insecta; Diptera; Tephritidae. Bases 1095 to 2717 code for a protein of 540 amino acids.
GCUUUGGUUGUCAGUUACUGUUUGACGUUUGACGUUUGAUGUCGCUGGUGAAAAAUUUCUAAAAAAAAGUUUGUGAUUGCAAAAUUUUUUGGAUUCAUUUGCAUUUUGAUUUUAUCUCUUCUCAUUGCGAAUCGCUUGUUAAAUAAACGACUGCAAAACAAAAAAAGUGGUGCAAAGAUAAUUAAGCUUUGAUUAAAAUUAUCGGAAACAAAUCGAAUAAGAUGUGAAAAGCCAAAACAACAUAUACAUCCACUUACAUAUGUAUAUAUAUGAAAAACAAAAUAAAAAUUGUAUAGACGGCACAUUGCAAAGAACAAAAUCUAAAAAUAAGCAAAAAAAUCAAUUGGAAGCUAUUUAAGUAAAUAAACGAACUAUUGGCAAGUUAAUACUAACUAUUUUGGAGCUUUAGCAGCAUAAAGGAAUAAAUAUAUUAAUGCAGAAAAAUUAAAAGUUAUUCUACUCUACCCGAAAUAUUUUCAAAUAUAAAUUUUAAAUCUGUUGCUUAGAAAAGAAUUGACACUAUCAUAAUAUUGGUACAACUUAUUACUCUUCAAAUAGAACAACUGUGCAGGAGGCUUUUACAUACUCGUAUUGUAUAAUAAAUAACAAAGACAAAUAUUGGGGCUGACAAAAAUUGCAAGAGUGACUCAACAUCUGCAAACUACCAGUAAAGCUUAUUCCAUUCCGUUUUGCUGUGCUUCCUCAGCAACUGCUAUUACAACAGCAUUUCAGCUGGCGGUGAUACUGCAUACAUAUGUAUGUAUAUACAUACUGUCGUUCACAAGACUUACUAGUUUUUAGUACUACAUUCAUAUUAGCAAUCAAGCCAUACGUUUGAUUACUUGUCUGUUCAAAUAAAGCUAUUCCAGUAUCAAAGCAUAACUUAAAAUUGAAUCGAAAUUUUAGUGGAUUAUUUUAAAACUUUUGCCAAUACCUAAAAUAACAAGAAAAUAAAAAAUAGCAUAUUAUGGUUGGCGUAUAUAAAAAUGAUCUGUUUAACUUAAACCGUUCUUAAAAAAUAGUAAAUAAAUAAACAAAUAUAAAUACGUGCUAAAAUUUGUGUUUGAAAAUAUCGAUACUAUCAAUUCAUAUAAAUGAGUGCAAGCAUGAGAUUACAAGAAGGGCAGGCGGGAUCCGGCCCGCGACCAAAGAUGAAUGCAUCAAGUGAUCUAUUGACAAAAGAGGAGAAUGAAAUUGUCUUCGGACUAUUAGGAAAAAAGUGUCAGACGUUGAAUACAGCUGUGGUGCAGAUCUACAAGACGGAGGGUUCCGCACAUUCGCAUUGGAAGAAGAAACACACUGGCGUCGUUUGCUUUGUGAAGGAUAGCGCGAGGCGUUCGUACUUCUUGCGCGCAUAUUGUUUGAUCAAAAACGAACAAAUUUGGGAACAUGAAUUGUACGAUGCUAUGAAAAUAAUUAAAGCGCGCCCAUUUCUACUCACCUUUCAAGGGCAGGAUGGACACGUGGGAUUAAACUUUGUAUCGGAGGAGGAGUGCGAUUCAUUUUACAGGGCUGUGGACACUACAAUUGAAACGAGAAAUCGUAGGAAAUUAGAAAAACGUAAUCGCGCUAAGGCACAAGCAGCGCCAAACGUACCUCCACCGGUCACAAGGGAUUCAAUGAGAUCUACGCCCGCUAUUAGUCAAACGACAACAGAUUCAAGCGUUCAACUACGCAACCAUCCACAAAAGAUCAAUUCCGUCACACUAACACCUGCACCCAACCCGGUAGCACCAUCUAAAAAUUUCCUCAGCAGUGGUUUUGGUCUAGCCGGCAAGGAUAAGAAACGAAAAGUUACAAAAGCCGACAUAAGUACGCCAACCAAUUUCGUACACAUCAGUCACGUCGGUUGGGAUGCAGAUAAGGGUUUCGAUUUGACGGGCAAUGAGAAUGACGAGGUGCUUACAAGUUUCUUUGCCAAAGCUGGUGUAUCGGAAAAUGAGCUAAAGGAUCGUGAUACACGCGCAUUCAUCUAUGACUUCAUACAGAGUAAUAAUGUGAUUGCGUCGGUAAAAUCGGAACGUGUUGAAUCACCAAAAGCGACUGCGCCCUCGGCACCGCCACCAGUGCCAAGUCGACAUCAGCAUCACCAGAAUGGCACAACUGUAAGCCAAAGAACUGCACCACCGCCACCACCACCGGCGAGACAACCGCCACCGCCGGUGCCUACAACAGUACCAGGCGCGUCACGUGCACCAGCACCACCUACAAGGCCACCCCCCAUAAGCAUUGCACCACCGCCACCAGCACCACCACAGCCUGUGGUGACUGCACCAGUUGCAGCUCCACCACCACCGCCGCCGCCACCGCCACCACCACCGCCGGCAAUGGCAGAACCUACGACAACAGAUGCGCCAGCGGCUGAGACAAAACGUCCAAUAGCGCAGCUCCCAGUUGUGCCCGACGUACGCAGUGCGCUCCUGGAGAGCAUACGUAAAGGCACGACAUUGAAGAAAGUCGAUACGGCAGCAUUGAGCACAGGCAGCGGUGACUCGCAUAGUGAUCUUAUGUCGGAGAUACGCGGUGGCUUCGAACUAAAACCAUCACAUGAUCGUACGCCAGUCAAUCGCAAUAGCGAUGACGGCUCUGGACCAGCUGGCAGUGAUGAGCUGGCGGUUGCUUUAAGACGUGCACUGCUCGAAAGGGAACGCGUUAUGCAGCCGUCAGAUGAUGAAAACGACGACUCGUCGGGCAACGACGAUGAUUGGGAGGAUUAAACGCUAAACAAACUGAAUUAGAGUUGUGAUGUUAAGCGUCUGGACGUUAACAAUAUUAAAUAAUACGUAUUUUCGAUGCAAACCAAUUGGUACUAAAGUCAAAAUAUUGCAUUGAUAUUACGUUAACUAAUUAAAAGCUAACUUCUUUAACUUUAUAUAUGUGUAUAUAUUGUAUAAUAUGGAAAUCUAUCUAAAAUUAUUCUUACAUACAUAUACAUACCUAUAUUUUUGAUUAUUGGAUUUUUCAAAAGCAAUUGUUGCCGAUCGCUGAUAUACAAAUUGCAUGAAUGAAAUGAGUCAAAAACAAGGAUGAAUUAUAAAUAAAAAUUUAUGUAGUCACAUAUGUAAUAUUAUAAAAACUACUUAUGGAUGUUAACAAAUUUCAUGUGUAAUAAUGAUUUUAUAUGAGUGGCAUUGCUAUGGUUUUAACUGUUUUUUUUUUCAAAAUACUGAACAUAACCUAUUUCUAUAAAAUAUUAAAUUAAUUUACUUAAAUAUCUCUUUGACAGUAUAAACGUAUACUUGCAAGCAUACUUAUAUAUACAUGGUACAGAUGUAAAAUGCAUAUCGCUGCUCAAUUAAAAUUAAAUAUUAUUAAAAUAUAAUAUAAUAUUACUUUUAAUUAGCUAAAAUUAAUGAAAAUGAAAAGAUAUUUGACGUUUGAUGAUAAAAACUUAUAAAACAAAGUGAUAGUCUUAGGGAAUGUUUCGCUAGAGGGAAUGAAUUUAUGAAAAUUUAUUUCAAAACUAGCGAACAUAGUAAAAAAACUUCAUUUAAAACAAAUAUAAUAAAAAAAUGUGAGUGUAAAGAGUUAAAUAAAAAAUGCGAGUAUUAAAAUCUAAUUGUAUAACAAUAAUUAAAUAACACUAGUAUCUUAAAAGGGGAAAUCGCUAAGAUGGUGAAUGGCAGAGUGUGUGUAAAGAAACGUGAAAAAUUUUUAGAACUUUUACAAUUGUGUAAUUAUAAAACUGUAUAUGCAUGAGUUCUUGAAACAGUACAUAAAAUUCUUAUUCUAGAUUAAUAUGUGUGUGAGACUUGUAUUUUAACGACAGCACUUUAUUGAAAACUGAUUAUUUCGGCAUGCGAAAUGUGUAUUGAAAUGUAAAACUUUGAACUAAAAAAGAAAAAAAAAAUUAAUAUCUUGAAAAAAAAAACUAUUUGCUUACGAGUGAGAGGGUACAGCAUAAUAUUUAAAGCUCCUUUUGAGUCAGUAAAACUAUUUAAAACAAAUAUUUAACAAUUUAAUUUAUCAACCACAUUGUUAAUUUGUAUAAUUUGAUAACAUGCCUAUAAUUUAAUUUGUUUUAGCGCUACUAGAAAAAAAUGGCAUGCAAAUUGAGUUUCUUUGUAUGCGUUUCGUAUGCGAGAACCUCUUAAGGGGUUACAUCUAGUUAGGAGACCUAAAAAAAGAGGUUUUUCAAACAUUUUUCACUAGGAAACUUUUAGCUUUAUUAUUUUGAGCAUUUGAACACAUAUUAUGGCACCUUUGAAGAGUAGUUAGAAAUUUUGUAUUUAUAAAAAUAAUUGUUUUUGAAGCUGCUACAGCAGAUCUCCAGGGACCCCUCCCAAAACAGGCGUUUUGCGGUGACCACUGUAUUUCUGAAGUGAAUCAUCUGAAAUGAAAAAAUCGAACGGAUUUCGUUAAAGUAAUGUAUAAUCUUGUGAUUAAUCGAUGGAAUAAGCCAAAAACUUUUAUUUGACAAAAUGACGGCUUUAAAAAAAAAUUCAAUUUUUCUCCAUAAUUUUGGUCUUGAAUUGCGGAUUAAAAAUAAACUUUUCAUCAGUAAUGGAAAAGCUUUGAUUAAAUACUAGACAAUGUUUUUCAAAAGCCUGUGUAAAAAUUUGAGACUAAUCGCUUUAGCCGUUUCCGAGAAAUCUUGGUCACCGACUUGAAAAACAUAGUUUUGAGAAAAACGAGGUUAAAGUUUCAAAAGCGCUUUCAAAUGCUCUGACGCGUCGUCACAGAUAUGCCUGUAACUUCCAAAAUAACAGUCGGAUCGACUUGUAAUUUUUAGAGUAUUUACUUGAAGACAUAUACAUUACGAAAAUGGAAUUUAAAAAAAAUCGAUUUUUUGAAAAUUCUAACUAGAUGUAACCCCUUAACUUGACCUAACAAGAAGUGAACAUUAAACUAUCGACACCUACGGUCAUAUUUGCAUGCAGUGGCGAGAUAAAAACUUUAACUUUUAUUUUUGAGAAAAUUAAUAUAUUGCAAACAUAUAUAACCAUAUCAAGUCUGUUAAUCUUAUGCAAAUACCCAUAAUGGGAAACUAUUGGAAACUAAUUUAAACUGUUUUUGUUAAUCAAAUUGGUUUUUAAUGUCAUAUAUCAACAAUAUUGAGGAAUUUUUUCCACAAUGGCUUUUUGUGUAACACAAAUAAAAGUAUUAAAUUACAACAAUAACUUGACAUACAACAAACUGAAUUAAUCUGCUGGAAGUUAACAUAUCUUAGAGCACAGCUUUGAUUAGAGAUUAAUUGAAAAUGAAUAUUUUAAUUCAAUAUCAGCAAAAUUGCAUAUUAUAUGUAUGUAUAUCAGCACAUACACAUACACGGCUAACACAGAAUGUUAAUGAAAUUUUUAUUUUGGCUGUUGCAUUUAUUUUGAAAAGAUUUUCAUGUCACGAUUUAAUUGCCGCAUUAACUUUCUUUUAUUUUACUUAGCGUGACUGAGAGGCGAGAGGCAAUGGGUUGCGAUUCUAUUAGAGUUUUGUAAAUUUCUAUGAAAAAAUAGCUCGCAGAGAAUAUUUCUGCUCUAUAAAAAUCCAACGAGUUGUUUAAAACAUGCAACUCCAUCAAAAUACGACGUUAAAAAUUUACUAUUUUAAACAAAAAAAAAUAUAAAAGAAAAGUUAUCAUAAAAUUACAUUUUAAAAAUGUGGUGAAUUGUACAUAUGUACAUGAUACAUAAAUUAGGGUGUGCCAAAAAUUUAUCCAUUUACUAAAUAUUUUAAAAACAAAAAAAAAUAAUAUAAAAUUCAAAAAAAAAAAACAAAAAAAAACACUAAAAAAAUCGUUUACAAUAUUUCAUAUGUACCAAAUUUUGUAACAUUUGUUCGUGAACAAUAAUCAGAGUUUAGUUGGAAGCAUAACACAAUGAUUGGAGUUUGCUGAUGGGUGACUAUAAUUGAAAAAAAAAUUAUCGUUUUUUUGUUUUUUUUCUUUUGUUUUAGUGUAUUCGAAAAUUCGAAAACCAUACUUUUCGAAAUUGUGAAAACGUGCCUACUUUACUCAAAUAAAAACAUAACGGGAAAGAAUGAAAAAUUUCAAGUAUGCAACUUUAGCAGCACUUUUGUUUAAGAACAAUACCAUAUACACGUACAUAUAGAUUAUAUGUAGUAUGUACAUAUGUACGAGUAUGUUUAUACAAUAUCUAUCUAUACAACUUAUUUUUGAUGGAAACCAGCAAGGAAAUUGUGAUGGUGUAUUGCAUAAUAUGAGAAAAGUUGUUGACUGAAUGAACAUUACAAGUAUACCUAUGUAUUUACAUUAAAUAUUAGUACAUAUGUAUAUUUGUAUCUACGUAUAUGCAUAAAUAGGAAUUAUAUUACCACACUACCUACUACAUAAAAUGCUACUCACUAUGAAUACAUACCGAUCUAUGUAUGAGAAAAAAAA